CUUUCAGAUAGACCCGGAGUAAAAGAGUGCGGUGGGCGGGGCCGGGGUGGGCGAAGCUCCGCCCGCAAACACAAAAAUCCUGUCGGGCUGACCGCUCGUAACACCGGCGUGCAGGACCGCAGGCGGGCGCAUGCUAUACCGAAAGAGGCGCAUAGAGGCGCGGCGAGGAAACAACGGCCAUCCAGGACCACCGAGCGGCAUCCUCAUCCAUCCCAGAGCUACGCAACAGCUUUAACAUGGAGCUCGUGAAAUACUAUCACACCGUCGACACGUGGGUCAACGCUGCAGUGGAUUAUCAAUUUGGAGAGAGAGAUCCGAGAGUACGAGGAUGGCUGAUGUUGGACUCCUGCACACCUACCCUGAUCCUCACCUUCAUCUACCUCCUAAUAGUCUACCUGGGACCAAAGUACAUGAAGAAUCGGCCAGCAUACUCGCUAAAGAAUGUUCUACAACUCUACAACUUCGUAGUCACCAUGCUCUCACUCUAUAUGCUGGUAGAGCUAAUUUCAGCAACCUGGUCAGCGGGAUACCGCCUGAAAUGUCAAGCCCUUUUUGAAGCAGGGGAGGGUGAUGUCAGGGUGGCAAAAGUGCUGUGGUGGUACUACUUUUCCAAGCUAAUAGAGUUUCUGGACACCAUCUUCUUUGUUCUGAGGAAAAAGAACAAUCAGAUCACCUUCCUGCACGUGUAUCACCAUGCCUCCAUGUUUAAUAUCUGGUGGUGCGUCCUCAAUUGGAUCCCUUGUGGACAAAGUUUCUUUGGGCCCAUGCUGAACAGUUUCAUCCAUGUGCUGAUGUACUCGUACUACGGGCUGUCCACCAUCCCCUCCAUGCAGAAGUACCUGUGGUGGAAACGCUACCUCACACAAGCUCAGCUGAUCCAGUUUAUAUUAACUAUAACGCACACUCUCAGUGCAGCAGUUUUCCCCUGCGGAUUCCCCUUUGGCUGCCUGAUGUUUCAGUCCAGCUACAUGGUCACACUUGUCAUCUUGUUUGUCAAUUUCUAUUUGAAGACAUACAGAAAAAGGCCAGCAAGAGAUGACAAAGAUGCAGAGAAGGUGAAAAAUCACACGAAUGGCAUCUCGUCCAGCCUCAACGGAGCCAAACAUAAGCUACAGUAAACUAAAGGAGAGAACUUUUUAAUAUUCAUAUUCUCAAACCGAUUAUGCUGAGACACUAAUCUGAUAGCAGGGGAUAAUCUUCUGUAAUUAUGCUGUAAUUUUUGUAUAGAAUACUUUUUUUAACCCUCCUUUUUGUACCAUGUUUUGGUUUAUUCCUCUGAAGACUUGACAGUAACUCAAUAUUCUGGGCAUUCUGAAGUCGUAGUCAGAAUCACUGUUUAUGUAUACAUAUAUUUAUCACAGCAAAUCAUAGUCCAUCAUUCACAAUUCCAUUUGUCUUAUUUGUCUGAACUAAUCCUCCACUGAUUACCACCGUAGUAUUGUUGAGAGAACCGCUGUCUGAAAGAUGCCUUAGAGCUCAGUUAUUUUAGUAAUGUGAGGAAGAAUGUUUGGUAAAGAAGCUGUGAACGUUCGUAAGCAUGUCUUUGUGCAUUCAUAACAGCAGUGCCUUGUGGAAGUGUUCGAAACAAAACAAAACAGAAAACGUUGGCUGUUAUUAUAGAUUUCUUUUGCCAUGUUAUACAUUGCAUACAUUGCAUUUUUCUCAGUUUUUUUAGAUGCAUUUCAAUUUAUUCAUGCACCCCUCAAUUAACCCCUUAAUUAUGGCCUUGUUUCCCCAAAGCAUCCAGAUGUUAAGAUAAGGUUGAUGCUUUGUGGUGUUUGUCACAGUAACAGUUAUCAGGAUUUGGGGGGCUUUAUGAACUCCUUUUUAGGGCAUUGUUUUUAAAUGUGGUUUUAUAUAGUAUAAUCUUUCAUGGACAGCAGUACAACAGAUUGUAGCCUUUUAUUUACAUUUACUUACUCAAGGGUAGCUCUAAGCCUUUAUACUAAACUAAGCCUUUAUAAAAAAAACAUUCACAUGUCUAUAUGGAAUUUUGUUUCAAAUGUAUUUAAUAUUUUACAAUUCUGCAUAGUUUUGUAAAAACAGCACAGUACAUUAAUUUUCCGCUGAGAAUGUGAAUGUAGUGUUCAGCUAAGUUUCGUUUAGCUCACACCCAGUCAGACUUAAAUGGCCCUUAAAAGGAACAUUUCUGUCAUUUUGUUUGACUUUUGGGCUGUGCUUUGCUAUACAGAUUGAUGACAGUUUAGGAUUUAAAGGACUACUCCAGCUUUGGCUGUUUUAAGCUAAUGGACUGUGUACUGUGUCUUUUUUUUUAACAGUUAAACACAAUGAAUUUACUGUGAAUAAUUUAACCACAUCAAUACUGUUAUAUUUAACCAAACAAUAUGGAUGUGGUACAUCAUUCAUUUAAGAUUGAAUAUUAGUGUAUAUUGCUGUUUGAGGCCCACUGAUUUCCUUAUACCUCACGGCUGGUUUCUUUUCCACCUCAUUUGAGUUGGGUGAAUGUUGCCCCGAGACUGCAGUACUUCUGAGGUGGACGAGAACAGGUCGAUUCACAGACCUCUCAAUGACACUGUUUAAAGAGUAGAGAAAUGUAGCUCUGUUUCUGGACCACAAUCCUGCUGAACUUCAGGUUUUAUAGUUUUCAUGCUGUAUCUACACUGUUCUGUCCUGUUUCACUUUGAAUUUCUGUUGAAUUUCCGAGCAGAAGUGAUGAUUUGCAGCCUGAGUGCCAGAGUUUUCCCAGUACCGUUUGUUCCUGCUGUCUCUGUGUUCUGUCAGUGUUACACUGGGUCAGAGUUUUGCUUAUGGGCUAUAUUUCGUCAGCUCUCUGCAUGGCUGAUUAUGUAUAUUUUCAGAUUUGCUUUUAGCCAGUUUACCUGCUGUAAGUUCUUUCUCUAUUUAGUAGAGAAUAGGUGCUAAGCCCAGUUUUGUUUUAUGCUGCUCUUUCAGAAAUCCAUGAAUGAUGGCUAUAUGCUGAAUAUUCUGUUAUUUGUUAUUGUCAUUGGUUCAGACUGCAACAACAUGAGCAAAAGUACUGCCAAAACUCUGCAACUCAGCCUGGUUAACGGUGCCCCCCUAUAGGCCUCACUUUUCAAGUCUGCUUUCUUAUUUAGGGUACAGUUCAGUGACACUGUUUUUAACUGGUUCUGUAAGAAUACUGUAUAUUUUUCUCUACAUUAGAUAAGAAUGUUGGAUUAAUUUUCCACUGUGUAAUGGUUUUUAACUAUUUUAUGUUAAAGCUCAGUACAAUUAAAGACUCAAAUCUGAGACAAAUCAAGGUAACACUAAACAAUAUGUGCCUAUACUUGAGUCUGGCAAUUUUUCUGUCAAAUAUCUGUUAUUUUCGCCUCACUUCAUGUAUAUGCUUGUUUUUAUGUUCCUUUGAAAAAUAAACACCAUAGAUAUUUGCAAGA
Molecule: messenger RNA, 3377 nt
Organism: Astyanax mexicanus (Mexican tetra)
Lineage: Eukaryota; Metazoa; Chordata; Actinopteri; Characiformes; Acestrorhamphidae
Gene: elovl2
Product: ELOVL fatty acid elongase 2
Exons: 8
Coding region: 237-1118 (293 amino acids)
Biological process (GO): very long-chain fatty acid biosynthetic process; fatty acid elongation, saturated fatty acid; fatty acid elongation, polyunsaturated fatty acid
Cellular component (GO): endoplasmic reticulum membrane; endoplasmic reticulum
Molecular function (GO): fatty acid elongase activity
Source: RefSeq, a predicted model, not a curated record